This is a messenger RNA of Octopus bimaculoides (California two-spot octopus), 1398 nucleotides long. RefSeq names its product torsin-2A. NCBI's taxonomy places the organism in Eukaryota, Metazoa, Mollusca, Cephalopoda, Octopoda, Octopodidae. The record is from RefSeq and is a predicted model, not a curated record. Gene Ontology annotation, biological process: cellular response to misfolded protein. Gene Ontology annotation, molecular function: ATP hydrolysis activity; ATP binding.
AUCUUUGCAGAAAGAUGAGUAGAUUGAUUACAUAUUUCUUUCGUUAUGUUAUCGUAGUUGUUUGAGAUUUUGCUGUUAUUUCUAGCAUGUGGAUAGCCUGCUUGAAGGCCAAGGCCGGAGAACUGAAAGUUUGAAAAUGCGAUUUUUAAAAAUGUUCUUUUUCAGAAUCGGAUCUUCCAUAACCAAAAACAUAAGAUUCCGUAAAAAAAAAAUCUAUAUAUAUAUCCAUUUUCCCAAAAGUUAUGACGGAAAAAUCGGAUCUUGUAAAUUUUCCGAAAGUCCUCUCCCAACCCCAGAGAUGAAACAAGAUACUUCACUGCUGUCUCCAGUUUCAAGAAUUUCAACUUCAGAGAUAUUGAUCAAAGAAUUCAUGAAAAAGAUGAAAGAAGAAAAAUGGAGCAAAAAAAUUCCUGAAAAUAAACAUCGCGAUUCCAAGCUAAAAAGAGGAAAGAAGGCAGCCAAAGUAAAGGAGUACCUGGAAUUUCCAUCCCGUUGUAUAUUUGCUUUUAUAACUUCAUUUAUAUUUUUAUUUCUAGUUUUUUACAUUUCCCAUUGUCAUAAAAUUCCAGCUUGGGAAAGACAUUCAGUGUCUGAGUCUUUAUCAACAAAGAUAAUUGGUCAGGAUUUAGCUAUCCACCUUGUUGUAGAGUCGUUAACAAAUUACAUUAAGAGUUUAGAGACUAACUAUCCACAACCACUGGUUUUGUCUUUCCAUGGAGGUGUUGGAGUUGGGAAAACCUAUUUGGCUUCUCUUCUGUAUAAAUAUCUUCCUGAAAAUACUCAAUCAUCUAUAUUUUCUUUCUCACAUCAUUAUAAAUUUGAUUCUGCCCAAAAUAGUGGAAACAAACUUUUGACUUGGAUAUACACAGAGUUAUCACCAUGUCACUGGAAUAUAUUUAUUCUUGAUGACUUUGAAGACACAGGACCUGCUCAACAGAUCCUCACAGAGACUUUAACACAUUUAAAAAAUUCAAAUUUCUAUAAGUAUACUUAUGCUCUAUUCAUAAUCAUAACUACCGUAAACUCUGAAAAUAUAAAUAACAUUGUGUUCAGAAAAGUGCAAAGUGGCAAUCAGAACAAGUUGAAAUUAACUGAUUUUGAACAUGUAUUUCAAAAAGAUAGCCAAAAUGAAUGGUUUUUUAAAUUACACAAACAGGGUCUCAUUGAUGCUGUUGUACCUUUCUUUCCCCUUAAUAAGACUAAUGUUUUAGAAUGUAUAAAAGCUGAAUUAGCUAAUCAUCAUCAUAUUAUAAAUGAGGACUUUGCAAAGGAGGUAUUGAAGGAAAUAUACUUCAAUUCUACAAAGGGCUUCAAUUAUGAAUAUUCCAGCUCAGGCUGCAAAAAAGUAUCUGACAAAAUAUAUUUACGGAUGAAUAAAACAUCGACUUAUUAAAUUCA